This is a messenger RNA of Xyrichtys novacula (pearly razorfish), 5289 nucleotides long. NCBI's taxonomy places the organism in Eukaryota, Metazoa, Chordata, Actinopteri, Labriformes, Labridae. The record is from the annotation of a GenBank genome assembly.
AGUUUGACUCUCCGGAUGUGAAGCGGAAGUGAGUGAGGAGUUCACAUCAUGAACACAAACGUUGAGCUCUGUUAAAAUGUUUUUAUAUCUUUUAUAGCGGUUUUUACUAUAUUUUUUUAAGCCAUGAAGAUAAACGAGAACACUUUAUUGGACGGAAACAAAGUCGUCUUGGUGCCUUACACGGAAGAGCACGUGCCAAGGUAACAACUGUAAUUGUGUGUGUGGUGAACUAACAGCUGUAGUUUGGCACGUGAGCAUCACAGUCCGGCCUCUUUAUAAAUUAAAGAAAACAAAAUUACUAUCAGAGAAAAAAAAAAUCAAAUAAAUAUCAGAGAAAAGUUUUAUUUAUAAACACGAAAAAAAAGACGGUACAAAAUAUGUAUUUUUUCAAAAUAAAAGCCCAGAUAGAAAUAAGGAUCUUAGUUUAAGUUUCAAUAUACUGUCUCCCAGAACGAUUCGUUUUAGUGAACUGAUUCCAGUGAUUCACUGGACUACAAUUAACAAUGAAAUCACCUCUUUUGAGAUAUUUUUCAAGUCAUUUGUGUUUUUCCAUUUGACCUCUUAACCCCAUAAAUCAGUCAGAGCUCUUAUUAUUCCUCUGCCUGUUUCUCCUCCUGUGUCAGGUAUCAUGAGUGGAUGAAGUCUCCUGAGCUGCAGCAGCUUACGGCCUCAGAGCCGCUGACCCUGGAGCAAGAGUACGACAUGGCGAGGAGCUGGAGGGAAGAUGAUGACAGUAAGGAGUUAUCAGUGUGAACACAAAAAUAACACUCCGGACCCCUGAGUUGUUUUCCAAUCUUGUUUCCAUUCUCAAUGUUUCAGAGUGCACCUUCAUCAUUUUGGACAAGCAGCGGUGGGCGGACAGCCGUGUGGAAGAGGAGCAAUGCAUGGUGGGAGAUGUCAACAUCUUCCUCACUGACCCCACAGACCCGUCUUUGGCUGAGCUGGAGAUCAUGAUCGCAGGUGGAGAACAACAACAUCAGAAAACAAUGUUAAUUUUUAACACAGUGUGUAGAUUUAAAUUGUGUGGGGUAUACUGCACUUCUAACAUAACUCUUCUAUUAUUAGAAAGUGGUGAUGGGGGUGUUAUAUUCCUCACAGUGUAGGAACUUCCUGAUGGGGUUUUCAUGCUUUAUCAUGUUUAAAUAGUAACUGCAGCUGUUACGUUAAACAUGUUCCUCAUCUUUUCAUUACAUUGUCUGAUCCUGACUCUCUAAAUCUCUUGUUUUCACAGAGCCCAGUUACAGAGGUAAGGGCAUUGGGAAAGAGGUGACCUGCAUGAUGAUGAGCUACGGUAAGAAACUUUUAUGAUCGAUCGAUAUCUAAAGUUACUUCCUGUCAUGUUCCGAAAUCUGUAGCACGGCUUAAGAUGUUUUUUUUUAAAUACAUUUUUCUAUACGAUGAAUUUGUUCACUAUCCAUCUUAAACAUUUUACUGGAAAAGAUAACUCUAGGAUUUUAAUUUUGACCUGCAUUAACCCUAGAUCACUGCCGCUAAAAUUAGUAACACCAUCACUAUCGCCGGGUGAUAAAUGGGUUUGGGAUCAGGGAAACGAAUAUGCCUUCAAAGAUGUCAAAGAUGAUGCUGAAGCGACCCAGGGACCCAUGAUACUCAGACAAACGCAACAUAAUGAAAAUCACGUAAACAUGUUUGGUCGGGUGAAAUCACCCGGCGAUUAUGUUCAAGGGUUAAACAGGAAGUAUGUAUGCAUUACAUUUACACACCCUGCUCAGUUCAAAGUGCUCAUUAGACUCAUUAUUAUAAAGGUUAUACAAACUAUAUGGAAAGACAGCAGUUUAAAUCAUCAAAACAAGCCGUUGAAAUAAAGGCAGCAGGAUUUUAAAUUCUAUCCUCUGACCGUCAGGGAGCCAGUGUAAAGACCUCAGAUCUGGACUGAUGUGGUCCAGAGCUUUCUGGUUGAUUUUCAAAGUAGUCAAGUCGACUGAAGAUGAAUGCAUGGACCAGUUUUUCGAGGUCCUGCUGGGACAUUAACCCUUUAAUCCUCUGCAUUCCUCAGGUAGUAGUAGGCUGACUUUGUAAUUGUCUUCAGAGCAUCAAACUCUGAUAUAGUUUGUGACCUUUUGUCUAGAUGUAGUACUGACUCCUCUGUAUUUGUCCGCCAGGAGUCACCAAACUCGGGGUGAAAAAGUUCCAGGUGAAAAUCGGGCUGGACAACGAGAUCAGCAUCGCCAUGUUCAAGAAACUCCACUUCCAGGAGGUGACGAUCACAUGACCUCAGUGUGCGAGAUGACUGGAUUUAAAGCUGAAUCUAACCGCCGUAUUGUGCGUCGUCUCCCGCAGGUGUCUGUGUGUAAGGUGUUCAAAGAGGUGACUCUGGAGCUGACGGUGGACGAGUCCGUCAGAAAGAGGCUGCUGGAGCACACGACCGACAUGAAGGAGAGGGACUACAGACAGAGCUGCAGCAGCAGACAGGGAGGACUCUCACCGUGAGGAGCACUCAUGUUCAGACUUCAUCUAUGGAGGAGAUCACUCUGCAUACACGAGAAGGAAGGAAACCAGGAUCCUGAAGCCGGCGUGUGUGUUUGAUAUCUGCGACUGUAGCAACAUUUCAUCACUCUUAUCAUGUGGUGUUAUUCCUAGAUAACAGACCGUUGUUAUCUAGGAAUAACAGACUGUUGCUAUGUUGAGUACGCUAGAGACACGGCUGUGAGUGAGCUGUGGUUCUGGAUAUCAUCUUGUUUACUCAGAGUUGUAACAUCAUUUCAGAGCAUAAAAACGGAGCACUUGUUGGGUGAGGAAAUUCCAUCUUUGAGAUCUAAGUGCAGAAAUCUGUUUCCAUUUGGCGGCACAUCUUCUACAAUUGCUCCAUAAUCUGAGUGAAGCUCAUCUCUGGUGCAUUUCAUCGAGCAGAAAUGUCUCAUGUUUCUUGUAAUUGCCACAUUAGUCCGCCUCAUUUCUCAUAAUGCUCUAGUUUACGGGCAGAAACAAAUGUAGGAGCUUAAUUGAACGCCUCUCAUAUGAAAAGGAAGUUCAUAAUUCUGCUCCUAUCCUCAUCAACCACAAUGUGCUGUUUCCUCCUCUUCCCAUUAUGUGAUUUCAGAACAUUUAGGGCUGAAAAAUGGGCAUUUAUACACAACUCCCAGUGUGUCAUCCAGCUGUAUAAAUCUAAAUAAGAGGAUUUGAUUUUUAGACUUUUUUUGUACAUCUAAAAAAGUAGAAUUAUCUUUUUAUUCAGGGUCUGGACUUUUGAAUAUCCCAACAGUGGACUGUGACUCUUACCUGCUGAGUUAUCGAGACCCGCUGCCGCUCACAACUACAGCGCCAGAGGGAUGAAAGAUUGGAGAGACGCAGUGAUUGUCCAGAACGAAGAAAUGUGAAGUAACUGGGUUUGAGUUAACGUUAACUUUUGGGUGUGUUUAUUUCUAAGCAUGUUUUUGUAAUUGACUCAUGCUGGUUUUGGAUCCAAAGUCUUAUCCCUGUGAUAAGAGAGCAGACCCAGAGAGUUAACAGUGCAUAUCUUGCAAUGCAUCGCCAUUUAUUGAGCAUGAACAAAAGCUGUAAAAGAGCAGCAAAGAGAGCUUUCUGCAAAAACACCCAAAAAACAAAUGAAAAUACGUUUUAAAUUCAACAGCCACCAGUGAAAGAACUUUAAAACAAGCCGGUCUCAUUUUUAGGGUGUGAAUUUGUUUUAUAAAUUAAUUUCGGCAGGAAAAAAAAGACGGUUGAGAUGUGCAAAUACCAGGAAUUAAAGCUGAAUUUAACAUCUGGUGCUGUGUCAGUGUUUUAAAGAGAAGCGUUAUAACCCUGCUUGUGUUAAGAUGACAGAUCACCUGAAAAAAACAAAACAUAUAAAACAAAUACUCAAAAUUUGCAUCUGUGUUCAUUUACUUUCUCAUUCACUUCUUUCAGUUCUGCGCAUUUUAAGGUACAGAGCGUCAAAAUGGUAAUAUUUGGCAGUAUUUAGUGACAGUUGGUGGUCAGAUCUAAACUGAAAUCCUCCUUUGCUCACCUCUCCUGUCUGCCUGUCUUGUUGCACGACAACAAUUCUUUGUCGUCUUCCAACUAUGUUUUACAUGCAGUCAAAAUGCACGUUACAGGUUUGUCCACUCUGUGCCACUGUAGCAACAUGGCAGCCUCUGGAGGGGGCCGCCUGAUGUCAAUUAUAAAAGUUUACAAAAUUGAAUCUACACUGAUAUAAACUUGCCCAAGUCUGUUGUUCGAAAACCUCUAAAAUGAUAAACUGUCUAAAUUAUGAUGGCCCUGACAAAAUGAAAUAUCUAAUUUUUUUCCUUUUAAUUCAUUUAAUCAAAGAAGAAGUCACUGAUAGUUUUUUGAUCAUUGGUGGAGUUUUAUCGUCCUUAAACCUGCUUUACAAGAUCCAUAUCAGCACUAUGACACCUGAUGGAAACUAAGGAAGUUGUACGCUUAAAAACUUAACGAGCAUUGAAAUGAUUGCUCUUAAGGAUGUCUUUUAAGUCCGGUUUAAUAUUCAGUCAUGUUCAGUUUUUAUCAGGAGGCUUCAUUUAUCAAUAUCUUUUAUUUCCACCAGGUCUGUUCAGAUAAAUACUCCACACUGUAUCUUUAAAAUCACAACUUUUAAACUCUUACAGGAGCUUCAUCCAUCCACCUCAGCCUGUUUAGUAUUUCAUGCACAGAAUAAUCUCAUUAACCCUUCUCUUCUCCUGUGUUAGGGUCUCUUCCAAUCAUGUGAGAUUUAGGAAAUUCUCAUUUUGCCUGGUUUUCCCUGCACAAAAAACAACGUCAGUAUAGAUGUCCAGAAGCCCUCAAUGAAAAAUAGUAUAAGCAAUAUUUUCAUGGAUAAUGAAGCCUAACAAGGUAACCUAGAGAUGAGAACCAAAUUGUGUGAUAGAGGAAUGUUUUUAGUGUAAUUUACAGCUGAUUUAAGACACAGGUCAAAACCAACCCAUAACAUGGUGGAUGCAUAGUAAAAGCUAACACAGGAGGAAUGUUAAAGUAGUUAUACUUUGAUAAAACAGCUGCUGCACACUCCGAGGGCAAAAGGACUGUGAGUUUAGUCCUUUUAGUUGUGAACAUUAGAGCCUUAGUGUCACCAGAUUGUUAAGGCGAAUAAAAAUAUUUCCUUUUUUGGAGUUUAAACAAAAUCUGAUGCCAUUUUUUUGCCUUUCUUGUUUCUUUCAAGACAGAUAAGAGCAGAAGGUUGAAGUUCAUGGAUCGGCGAGUGAGCAGAAAGAUCAUUAGCACCUUUAUUUCUGAGUCAGUAGAUCAUAACAGGACUGAUGGUUUCUGAUUUUUGUUUUGAAUAUCUUUGGCAUCUCUUUGCAGCAGAAAUAAAACACGCGUGUCGAUUAA